AUCAUCAUCAUUGUCAUAACUUGCCUCUUUCCUGAUGUGGUGAAGAAGGUCCUCUACAGACAUCUGCAGCCCACCAGCACACAGAAGAGUCAGUCUCUAUCACCCCCCCAGGCGCAGACCCUCAGCUGUGUGGAAUCCCUGUGCUGCUACCAACAUGGGCAGAGCGGCUGUUCCCGCCUGGCCCAGCUCAUGGAGCAAAUGACCAGGCAGUGCCAGGCCAGCACCAAUUAUUGCCACACAUCCAGCCGCAGCAACAGGUCUUGGAGCGACACAGAGACCUUGUACGCCAACGAUCACAGCAUCGUGGCGCUGUCACCCAUCGAAGCCACCCACUGCUGACUCCCAGAGCCACACUCUACCAUUUUAUAAACCUAUGUCAGUUUCAACUCGAUGCAUCUGGAUGCAAAGCAGACUUCACCAGGAGCUGUGGCAUCAUCUGAAACCAUAAUCUGAAGCUCUGACUCUGUGCAGCGGAUUGUUCCAUCCAGAGCAGUUCAGGUCUUGGUACAAAGGCUGCAAAGGACGUCAGAUGGACCUGCAGCAUGGAAGGAAAUGAAACAUGAAGUGUCAGCCCAACAUGAAGUAGAACCUGAUGAAGUCCAGCAAGUCCACAUCUUAGAAGCAACAAUGAUCUGGUUCCUGCUGCAAGACCUGCUAAAUAAUCUGGAAACAUCAGCUUCAGACCCUUUAAAAAAAAAAAGACUUGUUUAAGUCUCAAACUGAACUAAUCAGCUCUGAGAUCAGUCAUCUCACAAACUCAUGCAGCUUUUUAUUUUCCAGUACAGUUGCCAAAAUUAGACUUUUUUGCAACUAGCAUUUAAAUGACCUUUCAUGUUGUCGACACAGAAUGGAGGUUCUUGGAAUGUGGACUUUCGCUACAAACCUGAGCUAAUUUCAGGCCUCAUUUCUGCUCAAAGCACUGAAAGCUCACCCAGCUGCUUUAGCCAGGCUGACUAACCUCACUGCAGGACUGAGGUGGUAUGAUGACAACACAAACCAAGACUACAUCAGCAGUACCUUUCAGAGGUGAUGGCUAGCAGCUCAAGUCCAACAACACAGCUUCCCUAAACUCCCAGUCUGAGCCCAUCUUUGAGCUGUUGCACCUUAAUUUCUCAUUCAGACAGAGAGGAAAAACUAGACACCCACCCUCACAGCCCUGUAGCAUCCAGCGGUUCUGCUUUUCCUGCAGACCUGCGCUACUCCUUCCAUACAUUACGUAUUCUCUCUGUCUCUGUUGUUGUACUAAAGACCAAAGGAUUCAGACUGGAAUUUUAAAGUAUUUUUGUGCCUGAGUGUCCAGAAGCUUAUCGUUAAGGAGACUGUUGUAGUUUGUGCUGGUUCCUUGUUCAGACCUCUAUCUCCCCGGUGCAUCGCUCUGAAGUAGGCCGGAGGAGGUUUGUUUAAAAAGCCAUACAUUUUCAAGAAGUUAUAUUAUUAAAAGCAGCGUAUAUAGAAGCUUUUUAAGUCGGUUGUUACUUUGUACUUGUUUUCCUUGAAUGCAUCUUUUUUUUUUUUCUUUCAGUCUGGUUUGCAAAGGCAUCUCAGUCCUGAAGACCAGGAUGUCAGAGUAUUUUGAAGUAAUAAAGGAAAUUAGGGUUGCAAAAUGGACCUAAAGUAAUCAGAUUUUAGAACAUCUGUACAAACUGGAUUUUAGGUAGUUACAUUUCCUAAAAUAUUUUGAGUAUCUGAUCAGAUAAUGGUACCAUCAGUGCAACAAAAAUGGCUUUAAGGACAAGAUGCUUUUCUAAAUCACGACUGACGCAUUUCAACCCAGACAGCAGAAUGUCUCCAUCUUUAGAGAGAAGUUUCAGAUGUAAUUCAGCCUCAGAGAUGGAACGAAAAGCAGAGCAUUUGCACAAGUCGCAUAUCAAAUCAUACUUGUUUUGUCAAAUCAUUGCUUCUGUCACCACUGAAAUCAUCUGAAUCAUUGUUUUGCUGUUAUGUUGUUCUUACCAUGUUUGUUUCUGUCCACCUGUUGAUGUAAUGUGUGUGGGAGUGUUCGUGUUUUAUCGGUAUGGCAGCCAUGUUGGUCGAUUGAAGUACUGUACGGCCACGUGCUUACUGUACUCUUUUAUUCCAAAAACAAGUGUGAAGAGGUAAAAUUAGGAUGUUUUUUAGGAGAACUGUAGCGUAACAUAGAAACUAGCCAAGACAACCGUUUUAAACUUGAUCACAGACAUAGGACACAUCUGUUCGAAGUUUUUUUCCCCCACAGUAAUACACAUGUGGCCUGUUAUUUCUGAUAAUGACAUUGUCUAUUUAUUAUUGCAGUAUAUAUUUUUCUGUCUUAAAUGUUUCUUAAAUUUCAAUAAAUCUGUUUGUGUCCCAUAAACACCAUGAAUGC
This is a messenger RNA of Monopterus albus (swamp eel), 2344 nucleotides long. RefSeq names its product probable phospholipid-transporting ATPase IF. The record is from RefSeq and is a predicted model, not a curated record. The transcript is spliced from 3 exons. The annotation marks the transcript as partial. NCBI's taxonomy places the organism in Eukaryota, Metazoa, Chordata, Actinopteri, Synbranchiformes, Synbranchidae.